AUGCAGAUUAAACCAAUCGGUUUAUACGAACAAGGCGACAAUGCCGUACCGACGGAUCAUUCAGCGACCAACUCCUCAAUAACUGAUGGAAUAAUACCACAGUACGAUGAUGAAUUUGACUCGCCAAAAUUAGCGAAACGCGCGACUGGCUACGUCUGGCGACAAAGUCCUGUAGACGCGGAGAUGAAAUUCCUUUCGCAGCCCCACGGCACCCGAGUUUGGAAUUUGGUGGACUUCGCUUUCCAAGACUACGCUGGAUCGGGCAUUACCAUCUAUGUUCACGACUCUGGCAUCAAUAUGGAACACGAGGAGUUUACAAGGGAUCCACCCGCCGGCGUCGUGAAGGGUAAAGUUGAGUGGCUUUAUCCAAAGCGGCACGGACUCAAAAAGUUUCAGAAUAAGAAGGGAAAACCGACAACAGAUCCCACUGGCCAUGGAACAUGCGUGGCAGACAAAGCUAUAGGUCAGGUCUACGGUGCGGCUAAGGGUGCCAGUCUGAAGAUGGUUCCUUUUGUCGAUAUUGGUGAUAAUGACUGGAUGCUUGCUGGGCUGGAAGCCAUUGUCGAAGAUAUUAAGGAGCAAAAGGAAGCUUCCAAUGGGGCAUUCUUUCCGGUUGUCUCGUUAAGCUACGCCCUCGGACACCAAAGUGAUUCGGAUCACCGCAAAUAUAGGUCGUAUUACAAGCAGAUGGUGGACCUUGGUGCUGUGAUCGUGGUUGCUGCGGGUAAUGACAAACAGAAAGGUCGCGAAAAUGUCGACCAGAUUCCGGCUUUAUUUGCACAGGAGGACGAUUUCGCAGAUAGUAUGGUGGUCGUUGGCUCUGUGGAUGUCGACGGAUAUCCAUCCCGAUUCUCACAAGGUGGCCCGUUAGUCCAAGUCUGGGCACCCGGAACUGUCAACAGCAAUGACCCCAAACUCUGGGGUGUGGAAUGCGCCUUGCCCACCGGUACAACUGGAUACGCUCGCAAGGAAGGUACAUCGUUCGCAGCUCCGACCGUGGCUGGUGUUGCAGCCUACCUGCUUUCUGUUUACCCAGAGCUUCGCGUUCAAGGUUCGUCCGGCAAAUUGGUGGCCGCGAGACUGAAACGAAACGCAUAUGUACGGAUGAAUCUGAGGGGCGGAAUGCCUAGCGUGUGGAACGAGGAAUACGGAGAUACUUCCUGUUAG
Molecule: messenger RNA, 1167 nt
Organism: Penicillium riverlandense
Lineage: Eukaryota; Fungi; Ascomycota; Eurotiomycetes; Eurotiales; Aspergillaceae
Exons: 1
Coding region: 1-1167 (388 amino acids)
Biological process (GO): proteolysis
Molecular function (GO): serine-type endopeptidase activity
Source: RefSeq, a predicted model, not a curated record